Messenger RNA from Durio zibethinus, 783 nucleotides. NCBI's taxonomy places the organism in Eukaryota, Viridiplantae, Streptophyta, Magnoliopsida, Malvales, Malvaceae. The record is from RefSeq and is a predicted model, not a curated record.
GAUUGGUUUAAUCGGUGGAAUACACUGUACUUUGGUCUAAAGAGUAAGGACCAGCUGCUUUUAAGAGGCCUGACUAUUCGGAACAGGACUGUUUUUGGAUUUGGCAAGAUGUCUGUUGCAAUUAAGGAUGAUGAGAUUGAUGUUGUGAUAGGAGCACUCCGUUCUGACCUGACAUCAUUCAUGAAUGAGUGGAGACCCAUAUUCUCUCGAUUUCAUCUCAUAAUUGUCAAAGACCCUAAUUUGAAAGAGGAACUCAAAAUACCUGAAGGCUUUAACCUUGAUGUCUAUAAAAAGCCUGACAUAGAUCGAGUGGUGGGUGCGUCUACUUCAAUACUCUUCUCUGGCUAUUCAUGCAGAUAUUUUGGCUAUCUUGUUUCUCGGAAGAAGUACAUUAUCUCUGUAGACGAUGACUGUAUCCCAGCCAGGGACAAUAAAGGCUUUUUGGUGGAUGCUGUUGCCCAGCAUAUUACCAACCUUACAACCCCAGCUACACCAUUCCUUUUUAAUACUCUGUAUGACCCUUUUGCUGAAGGAGCGGAUUUUGUUCGUGGCUACCCAUUCAGUCUUCGGAGUGGGGUGAAAUGUGCUUUGUCAUGUGGGCUAUGGCUUAAUCUGGCUGAUCAUGAUGCACCUACUCAAGCCCUCAAGCCAGAACAGAGAAAUUCCCGAUAUGUUGAUGCAGUUAUGACUGUCCCGGCAAGAGUCCUGGUGCCCAUUAGUGGAAUCAAUAUCGCUUUUGAUAGGGAGGUGGUUCAGGACUUACAAAAAAUUGAAUCUCCAUGA